CUGCCGGAUUGUCUUGCGUACCGCGCUUCCGGCGGGUCUCCUUCGACAUGAGCUGCGGUGCAUCAUCCCCGGCGUCGAAGGUACACGGUGACGUGUUCGUGUGCGAACACAUGACAGACCAGCAGCCGAGCAAGUUGCCUGGAGAAUGUCAAUGGUACGAGUAGAGUGUUUUGUAUGAACGCAUGCCACCCACUUGUGAUGAACACAUGCCACCCUCUUGUGAUGAACAGAGUGUGUGGAGUCGUCGGGGAAGGUCAAGGUCAUGGCUGUAAGCUGGGUGCGCAUACGGAGGUUAGAAAGUCCACUAUGAAACGCAUCGGUAUAUAUAUAAAUACCGGGGCCAGGAGGCAUUCCUCAUCGAUCAACUUGUCCUCUGCCUAGUAGCUAGCACCGAUCAAGGAUGGCUCUUGCUCCCCGGUCGUCUCUGCGCUCCCUGUUGCUGCUCAUGUCCCACGGGAAGCCACAGCUGAGCUCUUUCUUCUCCUCCUCCGCCGCCGCCACAGGCGUUCCGCCGGUCGCCCCAGGAGCUGAUACCCCUCCGGCUGCUCCGGCCGUCCAGCUUCCAGUCACCACAGCUCGGCCAGAUCGUUCAUGCCCGAAGCUCCCUGAUGGUCCACGUACAUAUCAGGAAGAGCCUGUUCUUCGGCCACUUCAUGGAGUAACUGACAACGCUUGUCUGAACGCCCCUCAAGAUCCUAGCGCAUACCCAACUCCUGAUCAUGGGUCAUGUCGCACACCUGAACCUGUACCUGUCAAGCCUCCCCGGGCCAUCCCUGAAUUUCCUAUGCACCCUGAAGUUCCUAUACACAAAGUUCGUGAUCCACCACCUAGGACGCGUCGUGGCGCUGUAACCAAUGGUUCAUGUGGCACACCUGAAACUGUACCUGUCAAGCCUCCCCGUGACAUCUCCGAAGGUCCUGGACACGAAAUUCCUAGACACCCUAUUCAUGAUCCACCACCUAGGACGCAUCGUGGCGCUGUAACCAAUGGUUUCUGUGGCACACCUGAACCUGCACCUGUACAUGUACCCGUCAAGCCUCCUAGGGCCAUCCCCGAAUUUCCUAUGCACCCCGAAGUUCCUAUACACAAAGUUCGUGAUCCACCACCUAGGACGCGUCGUGACGCUGUAACCAAUGGUUCAUGUGGCACACCUGAAACUAUACCUGUCAAGCCUCCCCGGGACAUCUCUGAAGGUCCUGGACACGAAAUUCCUAGACACCCUAUUCAUGAUCUACCACCUAGGACGCAUCGUGGCGCUGUAACCAAUGGUUCCUGUGGCACACCUGAACCUGCACCUGUACAUGUACCUGUCAAGCCUCUCAAGGGGAUCUCCGAAGAUGUUAAACACAAAGUUGGUGAUCCACCACGUAGGCCUAAAGCUGUAAUCGACCAGUCUGCACAGUGCUCUCCGACUGCUCCUGCCGUUUAGUCUCCGUUCA
Molecule: messenger RNA, 1439 nt
Organism: Triticum aestivum (bread wheat)
Lineage: Eukaryota; Viridiplantae; Streptophyta; Magnoliopsida; Poales; Poaceae
Product: pollen-specific leucine-rich repeat extensin-like protein 1
Exons: 2
Coding region: 401-1429 (342 amino acids)
Source: RefSeq, a predicted model, not a curated record